Messenger RNA from Eleginops maclovinus (Patagonian blennie), 2057 nucleotides. RefSeq names its product solute carrier family 25 member 34 (gene slc25a34). Bases 361 to 1398 code for a protein of 345 amino acids. Lineage: Eukaryota; Metazoa; Chordata; Actinopteri; Perciformes; Eleginopidae. The transcript is spliced from 6 exons. The record is from RefSeq and is a predicted model, not a curated record.
GUGAGAGUCAGGGGGAGGAGACUUUGACAAUGAAUUUGCUGAGGACACAUGUUUACAAUAAUGGGGGAGAGAGGAGGAAUGGAGCUGCACAGGAGGAUCACCAAACACUAUGGUGCCUCUGUUGAACAGACUGACAGUCAAGGAAGCUAAUGAAAGCCUCUACAGAGGUACACCAAUGCGCUCAUUGACCUGGGUUCUCGCAGGGGAAACAUGCUAGACAUAUGUUAGAUGAGUUAUCACGGAAGCUGAUAACAUCAUUGACUUCAUUGUUCUGUACAAAGUGAGAUACACAAUCCCUGUUCCCGAACAAACUGAUUAAAGGGGGACAAGUCACACUGACAGGACACACACUUCAAGGGGAUGACUGAUGUUCAGCUGCUGAAACCUUCACCAGAAGAGUCUGUGUUUGGUGCCCAGCCUUCCCACAGGAUGGCAUCCACUGUGUCUGCUGGACCCCGCACCGUCCUUGGCGCCUCGAGGCCCCCUAUGGCCGUAUGGCCUCCUCUAGACUUUGCCCUGGGUGCUUUUGCCUGCUGCGCUGCCUGUGUCUUCACCAACCCCCUGGAGGUGGUAAAGACUCGUCUGCAACUUCAGGGAGAGCUGCUUGCACGGGGGUCCUACCAGAGACACUACCGCGGGGCCCUGCAGGCCCUGUGGGUGGUGGGCCGCACAGACGGGCUCCGGGGCCUGCAGAAGGGACUCUCUGUUGGGUUGAUGUACCAGGGUGUGAUGAACGGUGUGAGGCUGGGCUCCUACUCCUACUGUGAAGCUCUGGGUGUCACCUCCUUCCACGGUGGGAGUCUGCUGUCAGGGGCUGUGGCCGGGGCACUGGGGGCCUUCAUUGCCUCUCCUGCCUACCUGGUGAAGACCCACCUGCAGGCUCAGACUGUGGAAGCCAUAGCAGUAGGCCACCAGCAUAACCACCUGGGAGUGUCUGAUGCCUUUGUAACCAUAUAUAGAAGAGACGGUUUAAUUGGUCUGUGGAGGGGUGUGAACGGGGCCGUGCCUCGUGUCAUGGUGGGAUCAGCUGCUCAACUGGCAACCUUCACGUCAGCCAAGGAAUGGGUGUCACAUUCCCAGUGGGUUAGUCCUAACAGCUGGCUCACAGCUUUGACAGCAGCCAUGAUCAGUGGAGUAGCUGUGGCCAUCAGCAUGACACCUUUUGAUGUCAUCAGUACACGACUCUACAAUCAGCCCGUGGAUGAGUUUCGUAGGGGGCGUCUGUAUCAGGGAUUUUCCGAUUGUAUGCUGAAGGUGUGCCAGGCUGAGGGCCUAAGGGGCUUGUAUAAAGGGAUGGGCCCCGUCUUCCUGCGCUUGGCCCCACACACAGUGCUCAGCAUGCUGUUCUGGGAUCUGUUGAGGCAACAGACAGUGAAGGACAAACAGGGCGGGAGCUGAGACCUCCUGAACCAUUGACUCCACUCAGCCACCCUAACAUUAACACUGAAUUUAGGACCUUCUCAAAGACGAGUCACAUCAACCUUCUCUUCUAACUUUCUCUCAGAACGUGAUUGAGCAUAUUUAAUGUGGAACAAUUUAAGUGAAUAUCCCUCUGUCUGAAAAGAAGAAGAUCAGCAUUAAGUACUUGAUAAAGUGGGAAACAUGUUGCACAGACUCAAUCAAAAGUGUUCAGGGCUUCCAAACAAUUUUAUGAAUAUUUUGAAAUGUAUGCUGUUAAACUACCAGGUUUUGCCUUUAAUACCUCAUUUACUUAUUAAAUGAAUUGCAUGUGUCUGCUGGCAGUAAAGCUAAAUAGAGAGGAGUGAGAGUCCUGAUGGCUCGCAGUCAUAUCAAGAGGAGAUAAAAACACAUAGAUUAUUAAAACACAAGCUCUGUAUUAAAUGCAUCUCUGUGUGGCUGCUGUGAUUUGUUGCAGGUUAAUACACCAUUAUAGUUGCCUUGUCUGUUAAAUGUGAAGAAAAACAUCUGAUGGGAAUGUUUUUAUGUUCUGGCACAUCAAAUUGAGGUUUUUAUGUACAGAAAUGUAACCUAUCAAUUCUUCAAGCCUUUGAAUUAAUAACAAUAAUAAAAAAUAAAGUUAUUUUGUAUGAAAAGCA